CUCUGAGCAGGAAGUAGAAAAUAUUUACCAUGUGUAGGCGUGAAGGGUGAACUUGAAGUAUCAGACCAUGCAGGCUGCCCUGGAGAUCACGGCUAAAUAUUGCCGAAAUGAAAUGGAGGAGUAUGGCCAGUGUGUUACCAGCAAACCAGGAACAUGGCAGCAGGAUUGCCACAUGCUUAAGGUUAAAGUGGCCAAGUGUACAUCAUCGCACCCAGUUAUUCAGAGAAUCCGUACAGAGUGUUCUGAACCAUUUGUUGCUUUUGAGCAGUGUCUAAAGAAGAACCAGACAUCUGUAGAAAACUGCACCACGCAUGUGACGGAAUUCUUGCGGUGUGCAGAGAGUGUCAAAGUCACUGAAUAGGCCUAUUUGCAUGGGCACAAGAUAAGGAUUUAAGGUUUCCUUGAAUAUUGGCUAUGAUGCCUCCAUGUUUGGGCUGGGAGCUGUGCUAAGUCAAAUGGGGGACAACGGAAUGGAGCAUCCAGUGGCAUAUCUCAGCUGGAAACUAUUACACAGGGAGGUCAGCUAUGCCACCGUGGAGUAGGAAUGCCUGGCUCUUGUGGGCAUUGAAGAAGCUACAGCCCUACCUCUACGGUGGUCCCUUCACCUUGAUGACAGACCACAGCCCCCUCAUCUGGCUGAACUGUGUUGCUGGGGAUAAACCCUGCUGGUUGCACUGGAGCCUGGCCCUACAACCCUACAGCUUCACCAUGCAGUACAGGCCAGGUAAACAUAACGGCAACGCCAAUGGGUUAUCCCGUCAGACAGAGUUGGAAUCCUGAUUGCUUCCCCGGACAUUCCCAAGCCAACCCGUCGGGGUCUAGGCUGGUAUGCCGCACCAUGGAACUAAGGGGGAGAAAUGUGAGGAAACUACAUCCCUGGUGCCUGUGGCAGAACCCCUCUUCAUUCAUUUAUGUGUUUUCCCCUUUGUAUUAUUGUGCUUCCCCUAGCUUUUUGCAUAUUAUGCCCUGUUCCUCAUUCUGGAGCGUUCAUAUGAACAGAAGCCCUUCGUCUCCCGAACGGGGACCACCCCAAUGCCCCAUUAGAAUGUUCACACCAAUUGAUCAGAACGUUCGCACCUGCAACAUAAGUGCGAAACCACAAGGGAAGUAAUUAAUGAGUGCGAAAAGGAGACGCUUCCCUUACCCGUGGAUUGCACAGGAGCCGCACGAACGGAGACCAGACGGGAAAUGCACGGUGUGGGGGUUCUGGAGGUUGGUGGGGACACUUUUGGGGCACUAGCUAGUUUGGCGGGCUUUCUGUGCCUGGGGGACAAAGAGACUGGGUCCCUUUUCUCGGCCCAGGCUCCCAGGUGCAGAGGAUCCUGGGAUGAAGACCCCUGUCGUUGGGUGUGGGAGACCCCCUUAGUAUGUGGGGGCAGACUUUCUGUACCUGGGAGACAAAGAGACUAGGUCCCGUUUCCCGCGCGUGGCCUCACAGAUACAGAGGAUCCUAGGUAGUAACCCCUGGUUAGUUGGGUGGAAGACCCAUUGCAUGGGGUUAUGCAUAAAAGUUGU
Messenger RNA from Pelobates fuscus (common spadefoot toad), 1515 nucleotides. RefSeq names its product coiled-coil-helix-coiled-coil-helix domain containing 5 (gene CHCHD5). The record is from RefSeq and is a predicted model, not a curated record. The transcript is spliced from 5 exons. NCBI's taxonomy places the organism in Eukaryota, Metazoa, Chordata, Amphibia, Anura, Pelobatidae. Gene Ontology annotation, cellular component: mitochondrial intermembrane space. Gene Ontology annotation, biological process: cellular respiration. The coding region runs from base 68 to 361 and encodes 97 amino acids.